Psammomys obesus (fat sand rat) is the source of this 2385-nucleotide messenger RNA. RefSeq names its product mitochondrial fission regulator 1 like (gene Mtfr1l). Gene Ontology annotation, biological process: mitochondrial fission; aerobic respiration. NCBI's taxonomy places the organism in Eukaryota, Metazoa, Chordata, Mammalia, Rodentia, Muridae. The record is from RefSeq and is a predicted model, not a curated record. Bases 679 to 1548 code for a protein of 289 amino acids. Gene Ontology annotation, cellular component: mitochondrion. The transcript is spliced from 7 exons.
GGUACCGCAGGAGGCGGGCGCGGUGGGCGCCCCGGUCCCGGCGCAGGGGGAGGGCGCGAUUCCCUGCGCCCGCGCAGCUUCUGGCGGGCGGCGCCGCUGUCCGCCCCCCUCGGCGGGCUCACUAGCCCUGGGGUGGAGUUGCUGGCCGGCGCGGCCCGCGGUUGGGGUCGACCCAGCCGUUGGAGUGCGGUGCCAGGCUUCGCGCCCGGGCCGCGCGGCCUUUCUGAGACCUACGCCGGCCUGGCGGCCCCAGCGCGCUCGACCCGGCGCGAGGGUCCAAGGGCCGCUGCACUUGAGCUGAGGACUUGGCCGACCUUGGCUCGGGCCGGGGCGCGGGGGCGGGGGCGCGUCGCUGAGCGCGCAAGGUGCUGCGGCCGGGUGGCCGCUUGCGCUCCGCGGGUCCCUCGCGCACUCCGCCUGGCCGUCCGCUGGGCAAAGUUUCUCCCGGGCCUAGGACCCCCGGGUCGGGGCCCUUCUCGGAGCAGAGCGGGUCUGCCGAGAGACCGCGCGUAAAGACGCGUGCACGGCCACCGCGGAAGGGGCUACGGCGGCGCCAAGGAAAGGAAAUAUCAUGCUCCUGGAAAUGGCCUGAUAUGAAGGAGUCAUACCUCCAGCUUUCCCAAGCUGCCCGGUGGGUGCCUUGUCCUUCAAGUGCAGGAGCUGGCUGAAAUAUCAGGAAUGGAAGCCAAUGUGACUAUCCCAAUCUGGCAAAACAAGCCGCAUGGGGCUGCUCGGAGUGUGGUAAGAAGAAUUGGGACCAAUCUGCCCCUGAAACCUUGUCCCCGGGCAUCCUUUGAGACUCUGCCCAAUAUCUCUGACCUGUGUUUGAGAGAUGUACCUCCAGUCCCUACUCUGGCUGACAUUGCCUGGAUUGCUGCAGAUGAAGAGGAAACAUAUGCUCGGGUCAGGAGCGACACGCGCCCUUUAAGACACACCUGGAAGCCCAGCCCUCUGAUUGUCAUACAACGUAAUGCCUCAGUGCCCAAUCUGCGUGGGUCUGAGGAGAGGCUCCUGGCCCUGAAGAAGCCAGCCCUGCCUGCCCUAAGCCGUACCACUGAGCUGCAGGAUGAACUAAGCCACUUGCGAAGUCAGAUUGCUAAAAUAGUGGCAGCAGAUGCAGCUUCGGCUUCAUUAACACCAGAUUUCUUAUCUCCAGGAAGUUCAACCGUCUCUUCUCCUUUGCCUUGCUUUGGAUCCUCAUUGCACUCUACAACUUCCUUUGUCAUUAGUGACAUCACUGAGGAGACUGAGGUAGAGGUGCCUGAGCUCCCGACAAUCCCCCUGCUUUGUUCUGCCAGCCCUGAAUGUUGCAAACCAGAACACAAAACUACCUGCAGCUCAUCUGAAGAGGAUGACUGCAUCUCUUUGUCCAAGGCCAGCAGCUUUGCAGACAUGAUGGGCAUCUUGAAGGAUUUUCACCGGAUAAAACAGAGCCAAGACCUGAGUCGGAGUUUACUGAAGGAAGAAGACCCUGCUGUACUUAUCUCUGAGAUCCUUAGGAAGAAGUUUGCCCUGAAGGAAGAAGACAUCAGUAGAAAAGGAAAUUGACAGCUCUGACUCUGCAAACUCAGUCUCUUGCUCCUGAACUCCUUCAAUAGCUGCCUUCCUCGCUGCAGAUGUCUGUCUCCAUUAGAAAUCUGCAAGUCUUGCUGACUAGGGCUUGAGCUGGAAGAGAAGAGCUGGAUUGUGUGUUUCCUGCCUUAAACCUUGGCAGAAGCUAAUGUCUGGUUUGAGAUGAGGCAUUUGUUACACGUAAUCGGGUAGGGUGGAGCAUCUCUGCUUAAGAGUUGAAGUUUGUUUUUGUCUCUGUGAAAAUGGGCCCUAAAUGACUUAAUUCACUGUAUUAGACUCCAUAAUUGGUCUCACUGGACACUUUGUGCACAGCUGUCACUCACUCUCAGUAGCUUCUUUGCAACAACACAGGGCUAAGAGGGAGUGGCUGUUUGUGUUCCUGUUCACAGGGAAGAUCUUACGCUGCUCCAUCAUAGACCUACACCAGAGCCCAGCAGUCACCCUUUCCCUCCAGCUGUAGGUCAGGCCACUGGACCAGCCACUACUUGGGAUCUGCAGGGAAGCCUGGCCUGUUUUUUCUUAAACAUAUUUUAUAAAACUACAAGACCUACCCUCCAGGGCCUCAUCGGUUCUACUGAUUCAAACUUUUUUUCUCCCAUGGACUUAAGUCUAUCUAGGAAGGAGGAAUGGGGAGAGAAAAAAGCAUAACAUCUUUUAUUCUAGAACAAUGACUGAUUUCUCUGGAUUGGGCCAAGAUUUUAUUUACUGCAUCAUGCAUGACUCAGGUGCCCUCAGGGCCCUUCUCUGUGGUAUGAAUACUGCGUGUUUGAGUUGGAGCACUACCUGAUAUUAAAUGAAGGACUUGGAGAAAUA